Messenger RNA from Acanthosepion pharaonis, 897 nucleotides. NCBI's taxonomy places the organism in Eukaryota, Metazoa, Mollusca, Cephalopoda, Sepiida, Sepiidae. The record is from the annotation of a GenBank genome assembly.
AUGCAUUGGGACACUCUGGUUUGCCAUGAGAGGAAAUUUGUCUGUUAUCUAUCUAUCUAUCUAUCUAUCUAUCUAUCUAUCUAUGUAACGCAGUCUGUUAUCUAUCUUUCUAUCUUUGUAAUGCAGUCUGUUAUCUAUCUAUAUAACGCAGUCUGUUAUCUAUCUUUCUAUGUAAUGCAGUCUGUUAUCUAUCUAUCUAUCUAUCUAUCUAUCUAUCUAUGUAACGCAGUCUGUUAUCUAUCUAUGUAUGUAACUCAGUUUGUUAUCUAUCUAUCCAUCUAUCUAUGUAACUCAGUCUGUUAUCUAUCUACCUACCUAUCUAUCUACCAAAAUCUAGUUCUAUCUACCUAUCUACCACAGUCUAGUGCUAUCUAUCUACCACAGUCAAGUUCUUUCUAUCUAUCUAUCUAUCUAUCUCAGUCUGUUUAUAUCUAUCUAUCUAUCUAUCUAUCAAUCUAUCUAUCUAUCUAUCUAUCUAUCUAUCUAUCUAUCUCAGUCUGUUCAAAUCUAUCUAUCUAUCUAUCUAUCUCAGUCUGUUCAUAUCUAUCUAUCUAUCUAUCUAUCUCAGUCUGUUCAUAUCUAUCUAUCUAUCUAUCUCAUCUGUUCUAUCUAUCUAUCUAUCUAUCUAUCUAUCUCAGUCUGUUCAUAUCUAUCUAUCUAUCUAUCUCAGUCUGUUCUAUCUAUCUAUCUAUCUCAGUCUGUUCAUAUCUAUCUAUCUAUCUAUCUAUCUCAGUCUAUCUCUCUAUCUUCAUAUCUAUCUUAUAUGUUUAUUAUCUAUCUAUCUAUCUCUGUCUUCAUAUCUAUCUUAGUAUGUUUAUUAUCUAUCUAUCUAUCUAUCUAUCUAUCUAUCUAUCUAUCUAUCUAUCUAUCUAUCCUAUGCUCUUGACUGACAACUGA